UCUUUUCCAGCUCCGCUUAUCACAGCAGAAUUUGUAACAUGCCAUAAUUUCUUACCCGGUGUGUGUUCUCCCCGGAAAUCAAAUGUCAUUACCCGACGCGGCUAAUUUGGCGUUUCCUCCGGCUCUUUUGUUUCGGACCAUGCCCUCGGCGGGGACCAGCCGCACCUUCUCUACCGGAUCCUCGGCGUCGCUGCUGCUGCUGCUGCUGUUCGCCCCGAAGAAGCCUCCUAGGAUUGUCCGCUUGAUGCUUUAGCUCGCUGGGACUGCAGUUGUCAUUGAUCCGCUGCCGGAGCCUGCUCUCAUAGUAGAGGAAUACAUUCGCCAAGAUGAUGUGCGAGGUGAUGCCCACCAUCAGCGAGGACACGGCUCUGAACCAGCGCGGCUCUCAGAGCAGCUCCUCGGACCCGGACUCCCACUUUGAGCAGCUGAUGGUCAACAUGCUGGACGAGAGGGACCGGCUGCUGGACACGCUGAGGGAGACCCAGGAGAGCCUCGGCGUGUCCCAGUCGCACCUCCAGGACGUCAUCUACGACCGGGACUCUCUGCAGCGCCAGCUCACCUCCGCCCUGCCACAGGAGUUCGCUGCACUGACCAAGGAGCUGAACGCCUGCAGGGAGCAGCUGCUGGAGAAGGAGGAGGAGAUCUCUGAGCUGAAGGCGGAGAGGAACAACACCAGGCUGCUGCUGGAGCAUCUGGAGUGCCUUGUGUCCCGACACGAGCGGUCGCUCCGCAUGACGGUGGUCAAGCGGCAGGCUCAGUCCCCCUCGGGGGUCUCCAGCGAGGUCGAGGUCCUCAAAGCGCUCAAGUCCUUGUUCGAACACCAUAAAGCCCUAGAUGAGAAGGUACGAGAGAGACUACGGGUGUCACUGGAGAGGGUUUCCGCCUUGGAUGAGGAGCUCACAGCAGCCAAUCAGGAGAUCGUGGCCUUACGGGAACAAAAUGCUCACAUUCAGAGAAAAGUGGCUUCUGGGGACGGAGAGGACAUACUGGAGGGAAGUGAGGCUCAACAGAAUCUCCAUGGCAAGCGUCUGUCCAACGGCUCUCUGGAGUCGGUGCACGAUGCGGGUCAGGUGGUGGAGCUGCAGGACCUGCUGGAGAAGCAGAACUACGAGCUGGCCCAGAUGAAGGAGCGCAUGUCCUCCCUCUCGUCUCGCGUCUCCGAGGUGGAGCAGGAGCUGGAGACCGCCCGGAAGGACCUCAUCAAGUCGGAGGAGAUGAACCACAAGUACCAGAGGGACAUCAAAGAGGCCAUGUGUCAGAAAGAGGACAUGGAGGAGCGCAUUGUGACUUUGGAAAAACGCUACCUGAGCGCCCAACGAGAGUCCACCUCCGUGCACGACAUCAACGACAAACUGGAGAACGAGUUGGCCAAUAAGGAGGCGUUCCUCAGACAGAUGGAGGAGAAGAACCGGCAGCUACAGGAGAGGCUAGAGCUGGCAGAGCAGAAGCUCCAGCAGACCAUGAGGAAGGCGGAGACGCUGCCAGAGGUGGAGGCUGAGCUGGCACAAAGGAUAGCAGCCCUCACCAAGGCGGAAGAGCGUCACGGGAGCAUUGAGGAGCGAAUGAGGCACUUGGAGUGCCAGCUGGAGGAGAAGAACCAGGAGCUGCUGCGGGCUCGACAGAGAGAGAAGAUGAAUGAAGAGCACAACAAGCGUCUGUCGGACACGGUGGAUCGGCUCCUCACAGAGUCCAACGAGCGACUUCAGCUCCAUCUGAAGGAGAGGAUGGCAGCGCUCGAGGAGAAGAAUUUGUUAAUCCAAGACUCUGAAGGUUACAGAAAACAGUACGAAGAUUCAAUCCAUGUCAAAACACAUCUGGCAGAGGAGAUUGAUAAACUGAGAUCAGAGCUGGACCAGUUCAGAUUGAGGGCAGGAUCCCUCACAGAACCCACCCUGUCACGAUCUCAUCUGGACACAUCAGCUGAGCUCCGAUUCUCGUUGGGAUCUCUGGCUGAAACCCAGUCGGACCACUACCGCUCAGCCAAGGUCAUCCGGCGGCCGAGGAGAGGUCGAGUGGGUCUGCAUGAAACCAAGGCUAAAUCUCUGGGGGAGCAUGAGUGGCGCUCGCAGCAGCUCGGGGUUUUGGGCCAUCACUUCGAGAGCGACACGGAGAUGUCGGACAUCGAUGACGACGACAGGGAAACGAUGUUCAGCUCCAUGGACAUGCUCUCACCCGGCGGACACUCUGAUGCACAAACGUUGGCCAUGAUGCUGCAGGAGCAGCUGGACGCUAUCAACAAGGAGAUCCGGCUGAUUCAGGAGGAGAAGGAGUCGACGGAGCUGCGGGCGGAGGAGAUUGAAAACCGGGUGGCAAGUGUCAGCCUGGAGGGCCUGAACCUGGCUCGCAUGCACCACCACGGAGCCUCCAUCACCGCCUCAGCCACCGCCUCCUCCCUCGCCUCCUCUUCCCCGCCCAGCGGACACUCCACCCCCAAGCUGGACCCUCGAAGCCCCGCACGGGACAUGGAGCGCAUGGGGGUCAUGACACUGCCCAGUGACCUGAGGAAGCACAGGAGAAAGAUAGCAGCGGUGGACGAGGACGGCCACGAGGACAAGGCCACCAUCAAGUGUGAGACGUCCCCCCCCACCACGCCCCGCACCGUCAGAAUGACACACACACUGCCAGCCUCCUCGCACAACGACUCACGAGGGAUGGGGUCCUCUCUGGAGGCGGAGGGCGGCAGCGUUGGCAGCAGCCAAGACUCCCUGAGCAAGCAGCCAAAGAAGAAGGGCAUCAAAUCCUCCAUCGGACGGCUCUUUGGCAAGAAGGAGAAGGGCAGGAUGGGACAUAUGGCACACAGACAUGUCAUGGUAGAUCCACAAGCCACCAUGAUGGACCCAGACUCGGGCCAGGAGAUGGGCGUGGGGAAGCUGGGCACUCAGGCUGAGAAGGACCGCAGGUUAAAAAAGAACGGUGGUUAUUCUCGGAACAGAGAGCAGACCCAACCCAGAAGACCUGAGACUCCUGGAUGCUUCAUAGUGAUGGAACACGAGCUAUUGGAGGAGGCCAGGAGAAAGGGUUUACCUUUCGCCCAAUGGGACGGUCCCACAGUUGUAGCCUGGCUGGAGCUGUGGUUGGGGAUGCCGGCCUGGUACGUGGCGGCGUGUCGAGCCAACGUGAAGAGCGGAGCCAUCAUGUCGGCGCUGUCUGACACGGAGAUCCAGAGGGAGAUCGGGAUCAGUAACCCGCUGCACCGCCUCAAGCUGCGCCUGGCCAUCCAGGAGAUGGUCUCCCUCACCAGCCCCUCGGCCCCGCCCACCUCCAGAACCGCCUCAGGCAAUGUGUGGGUCACCCAUGAGGAGAUGGAGACCAUGGCCGCCCCCUCCAAAACGAAGUCAAGCUCUGAAGAGGGAAGCUGGGCACAGACUCUAGCCUAUGGUGACAUGAACCAUGAGUGGAUAGGGAACGAGUGGCUGCCCAGUCUCGGACUACCUCAGUACCGCAGCUACUUCAUGGAGUGCCUGGUGGACGCCCGCAUGCUGGACCACCUCACCAAGAAGGACCUGAGGGUGCACCUCAAAAUGGUGGACAGCUUCCACAGAACAAGUUUACAGUAUGGAAUCAUGGGUCUAAAAAAGCUCAACUAUGAUAGGAAGGAACUUGAGAGACGCAGGGAGUACAGCCAGCACGAAAUGAGAGACGUGCUGGUGUGGAGCAAUGAGCGGGUGAUCCGAUGGGUGCAGAGCAUCGGUCUGAGGGACUACGCCAACAUCCUGCUGGAGAGCGGAGUGCACGGAGCUCUGGUCGCCCUGGACGACAACUUCGACUACAGCAGCCUGGCUCUGCUGCUCCAGAUCCCCAACCAAAACACUCAGGCACGUCAGAUUCUGGAGCGAGAGUACAACAACAUGCUGGCGCUGGGCACCGACAGGAGACUGGACGAGUGUGACGACAAAGACUUCCGCGGCCCGUCGUGGAGGCGGCAGUUCCCCCCUCGGGACGUUCACGGUAUAAGUAUGAUGCCCGGCUCGGCGGAGACCCUCCCUGCUGGAUUCCGCCUCACCGCCUCGGCUGGUCACCCCCGGAGGUUACCCCACGAGGUCCUGUAUGAGGCACUGGAUGACAGCCCUGACGACAUGUAUUUGGAUUGGUUUCAAGGUCAGCUUCGCCCCUCUGAGGGUCCCGGGCUUGUUGGCCCUGCGUGUCGUUUUAUUUUACAUAAUCUCCCUCCUCUUCACAUCUACCAACCUCUGUCCGGCUGUUUCUUUUACCCCUUCUCUCUCCCUCUCUACUAAUCUUGAAUCUCCGAUAUCCAACUCCACGGGUGUUGUUUUGCAAAGAAGCACAAUAGUUGUUUAGUCACCCUGGUUGUUAAGUUAUGAAUGAACCUGCUAGUGUAACCCUUGCAGUGACUGAGCAGCAGAACAAAAGGCGGCUGAGCGGUGCUAUGUAACAGCGCCUGGAUCAGGAGGUUACCAUCAGGAACUCAGACCGACAGUUUAUCAUCCCUCUGUUAAAAGAGGACACUGGCUGAAUGGGCUUCAUUACAGGAUGAUUCCAAUACCAAGCACAACUUUGUUUCUGCCAUCAUUUCAGUUUUUUUUUUUUCUUACAGUACUUUGUAUUCAAGUAAUUGUUGAGAACACAGCAGCACUGCAGGAAACAGAAUCACACAGGUUUUUAACUACAGACCAGAUUUUAUACGCCACUGCAUUUAAGGUACAUUUAAUUUAAGUGCACCUAAACUAUAUUAAAACAGUAAUAACAGUUAUGACAAAGCUUCCUGACAACAGCUUUUUUUUCUCUCUUACGAACUAAUACUUCUUUCAUUUUUUUUUUAAACCUAUACUGUAUGAAAGUCUGACAUCCAACUUCUUUCAGGCAAUGUCUCCGUAUUCCUAGGUCACAGUAUAAAAACUGAAGUUCAAAGUUUAGUUAGUACAAUGGAAAAAACUACUAAUAGAAGAUAAAAUACUAUCAACUUAAUGUCUUCUUACUCCCUUGUUUUGGAGCCUUCAACCACAUUGUUAAAGUAAAGAUCCAAGUUAUAAUGACCUGGAAAUGAUGCUCUAAAGGGAUGCACGGUGAAUUAGAAAGUCUCUUUACAAAUGAUGCCACCAGAGUUGUGAUACCUGACUGGAAAUCCUCCUGCUGAUUCCGGACAGUGUUCUCCUCUAACACUGUGUCCCCACUGACACUGAAACAGCCUCCCUGCCCCCGUCCCCUAGUCUCUAUCUCUGUGCUCCCCGGUCUGUGACGUCCACAAAACACUCAAAGUCUUGUUGCUGCUGUUAUCCACUCAAAAUGAAGACCCCCUUUCUUUGAGUGCGUGAUACAGGGCCUCCUCCUCUGAGGGCGAUACAACAAGUGGUCUCAAUGUGUGAGAAAGGUGCCUUUGAGGGUGGUGGUCAAGUGGAGGAAUGUUUCCUCCUCUCUCAAUCUUUAGUGGUGCAGUGAUGACGUAUGAAAACAUUUCAAUUGUUAAUUUAAUUUUUCAAAAAUUAAGAUCUGUGGCAAACACACGCUUAUGAUGCUUACACAUGUUGAUCAUCAGGAUAAACUGCCCAAAUUAACACCACUUUAUAAGCUAUCAUUAGACUAUAAACCAACUACAUCACACUAUGCUAAGCUAAAGGCGGCUAAUGUUCAACGUGAUGAGGUUUAGUUUCAUUUAACCACUUGUAACAGUAGCAACCGCCAUGACACAUGGAGGCGUUGGUAUUCACGGGUGAGUUAUUUACUGAUGUAUUUAACCUUGUGUUAACCACAGAUCUUACUUACGACAUCUAACCAAAUUCACAUUCCAAAAAUGUUGAAUUUGAGGCAAGGGAUUCCAGAAGUGGUCAAAUGCUGACUCAAUCCCAGUUUUACGACUCAUUCCUGCACCACCACUGUAUAAAGAGUAUGCUCUAACAUGUAGUAACAUGUACUCAAAGCCCUUUCUCCCCACCCCACAGUGGGAUCGGCCACGGUGCAGCGGAUGGACACCUCCACGGUGAGAACCUACUCCUGCUGAGAGGAGGAAGAGAGGCCCCUAAACUGUACGCUGUAUGUAACACAACACAGACUCUCGCUCUGUUAAAUGCUCUCCUCAGAAGUACUAGAUGAAAGAGAAGAAGGCCAAUUGUUUCCCAAAGAUAAGUGUUUGUCUCAUUGACGCUGGUGCAGUGAUUUUGCCAGGGAGCCGUGAUGAGGUGCAGCUCGGCUAGCAGCUCGGCUAUGCUAGCAGCGGUCCUUUUCAGUCAGUCACGGCCCAAGCUUUAGAAAUCUGCUUCAAAUCCAUGCCGUUCCUUCAGUACCUUACACAGAGACUCGUUAACAAAGGUUAUGAGUUCACACUCCUAAAAAUAGGCCCUGUGAGAUUUAUCCAGACUUUCCACAUUACAAAGGGAGCUUGCCCUAGAUGUAUUUGUAAUGGUUUACUUUGUACUGCCAGGUGCAGUGGAAAUGUGACAUCUCACGCAGGUAUUUGCUUUAAUUUGCUGCACUAUUUGACUCUGCUGUUUCUCUGCAUCUGUAGUGACAACCUGAUGCAAAAGGGAACAGAAGCUAUGUUCAACACCUGCCUGCCCCCUCAUUCACUGGCUCAUUGUACUCUAAAGUGAGCAGUAAAUAGAGAUGUUGUGCCCUUUCUGAUAUAGCUUUUUUAAGUUUAGCCACCCAACAAGCAUGUUAACAAUGACAACAUGUAGAAAGCUACUGAUGGAAUAGCAAGAUAGUAUUCCAGAAGUAUCAUAAGAUAGAGUCCCAUCAAAAAAUAUGAUACACUUCCAUGAAAAAUAACAGACGUAGACGCUAUCAAAAAACAAUGGGGAAUUCCCCGGGCAGAAUAUGGCUGUCGUCUUUAACAGGAAAGCCUGACUCCAUGGCAACGUUGUUAAUCACCAUUAGAGCCCACCUCAGUGGGGGGGCACUGGAGCCCUGUGCUCCUCCCUCUUGAUCCAGAAUGACGCAAUGGAGAAAUCUCUCUGUGAAGAAGUGACCUCCCAAACUCCAGCCAGGAGCAUGCUAGUGGGUACCUGGCCUCAGGUCCUAGCUGGGUUAGCUUACUCCCAUCUCAACAACAACUUUUUAGUAUCAUCGUAUAAUAAUGAUAUAGUGCUUUGACUGCAGGGUUAUUGUAUAAGACAGGAGUGUUAGGACAAUAAAUAACACAACAGCUAAGGGUAGAGAUACAAUGUGGAAGCACAGGCAGGGAGAGUUUGUGUGAGUUACAUAUUCAUGACAUUUUUUUGUUUAGUUCCUGGAGAAUUUGCUCAUUCCUUGAAGCACCCUGUGGGCUGUUUCUAAGGAUUUCAUCAGCUUAACUACUCCCACACAGCAAAAAAGAGACAAUAUAGUGCAACGAUUAGUGAGAGCAAAGGGCGUAGUUCUGGUAGAGAACACGUGCGUAGAAAACAAAAACUGAUUCUUCUUUUUGCACACAGGAAUUUUUACCAGUCAGCCUGUAAAUAUUUAUAUUGUUCAGUGCAACAUUUGAAGAGGCCCUUAAAAAAAUAUUCUAGUAUGAUUUCCUCACUUCCUUCAUUUCGUACACUUUUUAUACAUACAGUAUUUACUUAAAAGUUUAGAAAAUCACUGUUCACUGUUGAGAAUUACAAUAUGUUGCUAAUGCUAGUGCUUCCAAAGUCGUAUUCAAUUAGUAAUAGUAGUAGGCUAUGUUGAAACAAAUAAUUGACAGUCAUUUUUUUAAUAAACUGAUCAUUGUAUCGUUUGUCAUAAAAGAUCAUGUAUAAUGUUUAAUAAUAAAGUUCUAGCAUAGUAUGUGGAAAAAAUCCCCAAAUUAUGUCUAGAAAAAUUAUUUUAAAGUAAAUAAACGUCAUAGUAUAGUUUGUUAAAAAAAAACUCAAAUGACAUUAAAAAGUAUAGUAUUUCAUACAGAAAUGAGUCAAAACUCACAUUCCAUACUGUUCAAAAGAUAUAGUAGCAUUUUAAUAUCUUACUUUAAUUUACAAUCUACCAUCGAAGUUACCUUCUAAGCUAUACGCCAUAAUGAGCUACAACAACAUGUCACUUAAUUGACAUAAUACAGAUUUCCAAUCAGAGUCUUGGAAUGGUAUAAUUUAGGAUUUUCUUUUUAAAUCACACCGACUCACCAGUGCCUCGUUGAAAACUCCACACUCUCCCCCCCUCAGGUACAGUUCUGAUCGGAGGUGAACCAGUGGAGCUGCUGGACGGGCCAACAUGCCGAGGAACAAACUCUCUGACGACACGCACUGCCAAGAAGCCCUGCUCCCCUCUCUGCCCCCCCUCCUUCCCUCCUCUCCCCUCCUCCCCUCCCUAUAACGUGGGCACCAGAUGCCGGUGCUAAACUGUCCCGCAGGCUGCUCCGUUGUCACCGUUUCUACCUUUUACAUGUACAGUAACUUGUCGAAGCAUAACGUACUGUGUAUUUCUUCUACAGGAGAUGUGUAGGUUAUCUGUAAAUAAAUGCCAUUUUUUAAAUAUAUAUAUACACACAUCUAUGUAUAAAAAAAGAUAUUCAGAGUUUGUGCAAAAAAACGUCCCUGCCACCUCAUUUAGUGGACCAUAGAUUAAUAUAUGCUGCUCUUUUAAAUGUGUUCAUAUUACCCCGCCCUCUUAGAUCAUUUUGUACAUAUGGUUUUAUUUUUUCAUUGUGCUGCUGAUGAUGAAACAGAGAGGAUGGAUGUGAAAACCUGCCCUCUAGUGGUGCACAAAAACCACUCUGAGCCCCAUUUCUGACACCAACAACACUUCACUCUCCUUUUUAUGCACUUGCUGCCAUAAAAAGGAGCAUUUUAAGAGAACAUGACAAGCACUUUGAUACAACCGCAUCAACUCAACAGACUUUUAGUAGCCAAGGACAAAACAAGAGCUCCGAAGUUGCACAAAACUUCAUCUCAGAGAACAAAAGAGAAAAGCAGGACGUCAUUCAUAGAACCUGUCACUUGUUGUACUGUAUGUUUUGUCGGGCGAUACAUUAACACACUCUGGCCUUCUCCCCCCCCUCCCCCCCAGACAUUACGUUGACAUAGGAAAUAACUGAAAGACAGACUGCUUUAGCUCAUAGUGUGCGUAGAGUGUAUAUGACCAUGUUGAUGAAGUGAGGUGACAUUUAAUGACUGUUGCUUGCUGUGACUUACAUCGGUGUAACUGUUGACUCUUUGUUUCUGUCGGAGUUCUCAGGGCAACCUAUUGUACGGCCCUGUUUUCUGUCUUUUAGUUAUCUCUGAUGGACCACUCGGAACAAAAAGUCUCACGCUUUUGAUUUGUUUUUACAUCUUCAAUUUGCACGAACGAUGAAUCAUUUUAUUUUGUGUCCAUUCUUUUUUAUUUAUUACUUCUUGUACUUUGUCAAAACUAAGUGGUGAGCAAGCAAAUUUUCAUUGUCAAUAAAAGAAAAACUACUGUCA
Messenger RNA from Gymnodraco acuticeps, 9314 nucleotides. RefSeq names its product PTPRF interacting protein alpha 2 (gene ppfia2). NCBI's taxonomy places the organism in Eukaryota, Metazoa, Chordata, Actinopteri, Perciformes, Bathydraconidae. Bases 327 to 4235 code for a protein of 1302 amino acids. Gene Ontology annotation, biological process: synapse organization. The transcript has 32 exons. Gene Ontology annotation, cellular component: presynaptic active zone. Gene Ontology annotation, molecular function: protein binding. The record is from RefSeq and is a predicted model, not a curated record.